AUGCCCGCAUUCCUAAAGCGUCUUAACAGUCGGUUCUCUGGUCGCUCUGAGCGUACCCACUCCUGUUCAACACCAUCGCUACAGCAAUACGUAGGCAGUGCGAAAGCUGGCGACGAUGGCCGUUACUCUACCGACACUAUCUACACCAAACCAAGCAGCAGCCGCACUUCCCUCGUAGCACUCCCUGUAAUCACUGACAACGGACCACCCGGCCGCAACCGCUAUGUAGACGACGACAUCUUCUGGAACAGCGUGAUGCUUGAAGCCGACCAUGAUCCCCCGAAGCGCUCAUCGUUACCCAUGAGUCCAGGGCAAAAGCCGGGCUUUUAUAACAUCAAGACAGUGACCAAUGUAGACGCGAAGGAUCCGCUUCGCGGAUUUCAGGACACAAUGAGAGAAGAAAUCCACAGGGAACACUGUCCCAAGCCACCUAUACGACGACACUCUGCUUGGCCCACAGCUGGGCUUGGAGAAAGUGCUAUUCCUCGCGAUGAGAUCAGGCGGAGUAAGACAAACAACGAUCUCAUCGUCAUAAUGGCACGGCCUCUAGACAGCGAGCCUCCAGCGCAAGUCCCACCAUUUCCUUCCGGGCCGCCUGCUCCCACUGCUGUCGAUGUUUCCUCAGUUGAACAUCUAGAUCACGCUUAUGAUCCACCAUCGCGAAGAGCCCAGUCGCCCCCUCACACAUCCGCCGAACAGUGUGUCGACGAUGAGGAGGCUCGGAAUAACGAAACACUGACAUGGAACUCAGUUCUUGGUGAGAUUUUAGCCAACGGUGCACUGAAUCCAUUCAUGAGAGAGCGAGUCCAUGAGCGCGUUAAAGCCAGCUCCUUUACUAACGGUAUCGGACACGGCAAACGACCCGUGACAGCCCGAGCAGCAGGCCUGGUGCCGAACUUUAGUCGCCCUGUAUACGGAAGCGGAUUCUACUCGAGAACGAGUGUAGAACCUCCAAUGAAGAUAGAUGAGGCACAUGGGCCAAGUCCCGUAGGGGAGGAUUCUAGUGAAGCUGCGCCAGAGAGCAACCUCCCUAACGGCACUCAUUCCUCCGACAACCUUUACCGCUCUCCCACUCCUGCAUCUGACUUCCCAGCCAAUUUUAGCCUACAAGAGCGCAACAACACGCUCAAAGAAGACCCCAAGCCGCAGCACAGCAGCAACCUCGAAGCCAAAAGCACGGCAACGCACGCACUGCAAGAAGACGUGGCGUUCCGGGAGGAGCAAAUCAUCGAGCUGAAGCGCUGCUUCGACUAUGCGAUCAAAGUCCUGCAAGGCUGCUGGGCGCGGGAGUGGGAGCUCUGGCGCACGCUGGCGGAUAUCAGGAGGAGGCAUUUGGCAGCUGUCGGGCUGCUGGGGAGAUUAGUUUCGCGGGGGGUGGGGAGGAGGAUUGGGGAGUUGGCGGAUGAAGAGGGGGCUUUGUAUCGGGGGAUGCCGGAGGGAUAUCCGCGGGGGUAUGAUGCUCGACAGCUGGGGUGUGAAGACUGGGAUGAGGAUGAUGAGGGGAGGGGAUCUGGGCGACGCGGUGUCGGGGAGAAGGAGUUGGAUGCGUUGAUGUUGAUGGCGAAGCAGAAUGUGGAGAUUGUGAAGCUGGAUGUGGGCGAGGUUGUGUAUAUGAUGCGGGAGUUUCGGUGUAUGGUGAGGAAAGCGGGGAAGAAGAUGGAAGAGGAGCGGGAGCGUGAGAAGGGGGAGCCUGGGGAAGGGUCGUUGAGAGAUGCUUGA
Molecule: messenger RNA, 1719 nt
Organism: Plenodomus lingam JN3
Lineage: Eukaryota; Fungi; Ascomycota; Dothideomycetes; Pleosporales; Leptosphaeriaceae
Source: RefSeq, a predicted model, not a curated record